UCCCCGCCCCCGCCACUCUCUCUCUCUCUCUCUCUCUCUCUCCCUCACCUUCUAGGGUUUUACUCCUGCUCCCAUGGCCGCCUCAAUUACAACCCCCUCAAUUUCUCCACCGAUCGCCAAAAUCUCCUCUCGAUCGAUCAAGCCUCAGCGCUUGACCGAGCUUCCUCUUCGCCCGAUUGAUCGAAGGGGUCUAUCGGUUCGAUGUAGCUUAGAUUGGAGCUUGGUCAAUGGAUCCGGAUCUGGAUCCGCUGCUGAGUGUCGUGGGAGAGAGAAUGAGCAGUUCGUUGGCUGGUUUCGAGAGGCUUGGCCUUAUAUUAGAGGUCACAGAGGGAGCACUUUCGUGGUUGUGAUAUCGGCAGAAAUUGUGGCUAGUCCUCAUCUCGAUGCCAUUCUCCAAGACAUAUCUCUCCUCCAUGGUAUGGGUAUCAAGUUUGUGCUCGUUCCUGGGACCCAUGUCCAAAUUGAUAAGCUUUUGGCAGAUAGAGGAAACAAGGCCAAAUAUGUUGGUCCAUACCGAAUUACAGAUUCUGAUUCAUUAGAGGCAGCUAUGGAAGCGGCUGGAAAAGUUCGUCUUACAAUGGAAGCAAAGCUUUCUCCUGGACCUCCUAUACUGAACCUUCGUCGACAUGGUGAUAAUAGCCGUUGGCAUGAGCUUGGAGUUUCUGCUGCAAGUGGCAACUUCCUUGCAGCUAAGAGAAGAGGAGUUGUUGAAGGAAUUGACUUUGGAGCAACUGGCGAAGUGAAAAAAAUAAAUGUUGUGCAUAUUCGUGAAAGGCUUGACAACGAUUCGAUUGUGAUAGUGAGCAAUUUGGGCUAUUCCAGCUCUGGAGAAGUUUUGAAUUGCAACACUUAUGAAGUUGCUACUGCAUGUGCCUUGGCGAUUGAAGCAGAUAAGCUGAUUUGCAUUGUAGAUGGUCAGAUUCUUGAUGAACAUGGACGACUUAUUCGUUUCAUGACUCUUCAAGAUGCGGAUUCAUUGAUUAGAAAGAGGGAAAAGCAGAGUGAAGUAGCUGCAAACUAUGUCAGAGCUGUAGAUGAAGAAGGUAGUUCUCUGGAUUGUCUUGAUUCAAAUGGAUCAAGCAUCAGUAUAUUGAACAGGAAUGGUUACAGUAAAGGCUACAGGGCAACAUUUCAGAAUGGUGUUGGGUUUGACAAUGGAAAUGGUCUAUGGUCCAGUAAUCAGGGAUUUGCUAUCGGAGGUGAGGAGCGCUUGAGCAGAUUAAAUGGGUAUCUUUCGGAAUUAGCAGCUGCGGUAUAUGUGUGCAGGGGUGGAGUUCAAAGAGUUCAUUUAGUAGAUGGUACUCUUGGGGGAUCCUUGUUUCUGGAAUUGUUUACAAGAGAUGGUUCAGGUACUAUGGUGGCUAGUGAUCUAUAUGAGGGAACUCGGCCAGCCAGAGAGACAGAUCUUCUUGGUAUUAAACAACUUAUUCAGCCAAUGGUGGAAUCUGGCUCAUUGGUUCAGAGGACCGAUGAAGAGGUUAGCAUUGCGAAUACUUCUGUUUUUUGUUCACAAAACUGCGUAAUUGAAAGAGAUGGUUCUAUUAUUGCCUGUGCUGCUCUAUGCCCUUUCUUUGAGGAUAAAUGUGGGGAGGUUGCUGCUUUUGCUGUGUCUCCAGAAUGUCGCGGGCAUGGACGAGGAGAUAAAUUGCUUGAUUAUAUUGAGAAAAAGGCAUCUUCAAUUGGAUUAGAAAAACUUUUCCUGCUUACAACUCGUGCUGCAGACUGGUUUGUUAGGCGUGGUUUCUCGUCAUGUCUUCUUGAGUCUAUUCCUGAGGAUCGGAGGAAGAGAAUCAACCUCUCACGUGGAUCAAAGUAUUACAUGAAGAAGCUACAACCAGCAGUAGGUGGAAUUAGCGUCAACAGCUCUUCUUUUUGAUGUUAAUAUGUCAGCAUAAGGUUCAAUGUUUGUGUGGAAAGGCCUCUCUAAUUGUUUUGUUUUCUACUCACGUACAUUCAGAAGAUUCAGCAUCUGUUUUGACUUUUCGGGAUCCAACGAUAUGAACAUCUGUAUAGAACUCAACCGAAGGUUGACUAUUGAUAUUGUACAGAUAAAAAGGAAAAAAAAAGGUGGAAAGAGGACGUAUAUGCACUCUUUAAUUCAAGAAUGGUGGAAUACUUCUUUUGGGCUGACUUCGAUCUCUAUACUGGAAUUUGUUGAUCUAAUCUGGAUUCCUUCAUAUAAAUUAUCAUUGCCACAAAGUUCAAAUUUACGACAGGUACUUGCAGAAGGAUUGCAUCAGUACCUUGAAUUAUCAGAAGCAGGUGAAAGGCUAGCCUCUGGCUGGUUAAUCCCUGCCAUUUGGUAGAUGAAUUUGUAGUUUCGAGUUAUAUCUUAUGAAGAAAUGUAUGGAAUUUUAAUGGCAAUACGGAAAAGGAAAGACGUUGGUUCCGAA
Molecule: messenger RNA, 2393 nt
Organism: Asparagus officinalis (garden asparagus)
Lineage: Eukaryota; Viridiplantae; Streptophyta; Magnoliopsida; Asparagales; Asparagaceae
Product: probable amino-acid acetyltransferase NAGS2, chloroplastic
Exons: 10
Coding region: 74-1876 (600 amino acids)
Biological process (GO): L-arginine biosynthetic process
Cellular component (GO): cytoplasm
Molecular function (GO): L-glutamate N-acetyltransferase activity, acting on acetyl-CoA as donor
Source: RefSeq, a predicted model, not a curated record